Drechmeria coniospora is the source of this 2295-nucleotide messenger RNA. Its product is annotated as cap binding protein. NCBI's taxonomy places the organism in Eukaryota, Fungi, Ascomycota, Sordariomycetes, Hypocreales, Ophiocordycipitaceae. Gene Ontology annotation, molecular function: RNA cap binding; mRNA binding. The record is from RefSeq and is a predicted model, not a curated record. Gene Ontology annotation, biological process: mRNA export from nucleus; nuclear-transcribed mRNA catabolic process, nonsense-mediated decay. The transcript has 5 exons. Bases 1 to 2295 code for a protein of 764 amino acids. Gene Ontology annotation, cellular component: nucleus; nuclear cap binding complex.
AUGGCCGACUACGAUAGGCGCCACCAUGGCGGUUACGGCAAUCGAAAAAGACGAUAUCGUGACGAUGACGAUCAAUACGAUCGCCGGCAGCAGCGUCGACGGACCGAUCAUGCGCCUGUUCCGGUUCGCUUGAGACGCCAGCUUCUCGCAAUCGCCGACUCCCCCCUGCGGCAGUGGGACACGGAGGUCCGAUCCAUCGCUCGCAUGGUGACCGACAACCACGAGGAUGAGCAGCUGCGCGAGACCUACGUCAACCUCACAAUGCAGCUGGUUGUCGAGCAGCCCCUCAAGACCCCCUUCGUGGCCGCCGUCGUCCUGACGGUAAACGUCACGAAUCCCGAAAUCACGGCCGACGUGCUGGCGAAGCUCGCACAGGCCAUCGACAGCAACAUCGGCCUCGGCGAAUGGCGGCAGGUCAAACUCCUGCUCAAGUUCCUGGCCUGCCUGCAGUCUGCGUUGGAAGGGCAAGGAAUCUUCCCGCUGCUGGAAGAGCUGUUCGGCCGCGCCGCCGAUCUGCAGACCGCAAGCUCCGAAGACACCAUCGGCACGGAAAUCGUGAGGAUCAUUCUCCUCACCAUCCCCUACGUCAUGGCCGCCGCUCCCGGCCAGUUCCAGCAGCAGGCGGCCGACCUGAUGGAGAAGACGGACAUCAUCGCCUCCGAACCGCACGCCCUGCAGGCGUUGGUCGACUUAUACCCGCCCGAGGGCGAGGAGGAGAGCCCAUCGGCGUCCAUGGGUCUGUGCAUGCUGCUGCAGAAGCAACUCCAGGCCGAGGCUGCCAAGAACUGGGAGCUUGCCUGCCUGCCUCGUCCGUGGCAACUGCCGCUCGAGGAGAUUGAAGGCCAAGACAAGCUCGCAGGUGCCCAGAAGCACGCGCUGCCUCCCAUCGCCGUCCCGGCAGCCGUCGUUGCGGGACCUCGACCGCUGUUCCCCGAGGUCUGGUUUUCCGUCUACGGCGACAACGAUGUCGAGUCCGUCCCCGCCGUCUCCAGCAUUGCCUCCUCGCUGAUUCGAGAUGGCCUCGCGGAUACCAUCAACAUCCUCGACUUCAACCGUAAUGCCGUUGCUCGCUAUUUGAUGGACCUCGAUUGCUACUUUGCCGACGGAACCUUCAUCAAGCGCGCGACGCCCUUCGACGACCUACGCAAGUAUCCUUCCGAUCGAAACACGUGGAAGCCGGAAGACGUUGCCGUCGACACAGUCUUCUCCCAGCUUUUCCAGCUGCCCAAGCCCGAGUGCAAGGUCGUCUACUAUCACUCCGUGCUGACAGAGGCGUGCAAGCUUGCGCCCGCCGCCAUUGCGCCGAGCCUCGGUAGGGCCAUCCGAUACCUGUAUCGAAACGGCCCUCGGAUGGACCUUGAGCUGAGCUAUCGCUUCCUCGAUUGGUUCUCUCACCAUCUGAGCAACUUUGGUUUCACUUGGAAGUGGGCCGAGUGGGAAGACGACACCCAGUUGCCUGAUCUCCACCCCCACAAGUGGUUCCUGCUGGGUGCUCUGGAUAAAGAAGUGAGGCUCAGCUUUGCGCAGAGAAUCGUCAAGACGCUCCCCGAGUCGUACCAGCCGCUUCUUGGCUCCGAGAAGGAAAAGGAUGUGCCCGAUUUCAAGUUUAACAAUCCUGAAACGCCCUUUUCGAAGGAAGGCCAGCAGGUUGCCGCUUUGCUCCGACGCAAAGCACCCGAGGAGGAGCUCCAGGCCGUCAUCGACAGCGUCCACUCUCAGGCCAGCGAGCGAGGCUUGGACCCUCUCAUCGCCAGCACGGAUAUCAUCUCUGCCAUCAUGGCGUACUGGCACCCUCACCCCGGCGUGGCGGUGGCGAUCGUCGAGAAGCUACUCAACUACUCGAUCCUUACCCCCAACGCGAUUGCCGACUGGGCCCUCGUCGCCAGCGCGCCGUCUAAUGGAACGAACGGUGGGAAAUCCCUGGGGCAGGCCUACGUCUUCGAGCUUGUGUCCAACACCGUGGCCAAGGUCAGCGGUCGGGUUCGACAGGUGCAUACCAACCCCGGUGCGGAUCCAGAGGUGCGGGAAAAGGAUGUCAAGGCCAUGAGGGACCUGUUCGGCACCAUCAACAAGGCACUGUCCAGCUGGGCAGGCGGAAACGAGGAUGCAAAGAUGGACGAUGGCGACUCUUCCAGCGGGCAGGAGGAGGCCAUGAUUCGCAGGUGGGGUCAACGCUGGCUGAGAGCCUUUCAGCGCAAGGCGGCCAUAGAGGAAGCAUUUAUCCUCGAGGCCUCCAAGGACAGGAUGGAUACGACGAUGGCGGAUGAAAAGCCGGAUGGCGUGGCUGACCAGUAG